Cyphellophora attinorum is the source of this 1863-nucleotide messenger RNA. Its product is annotated as Tyrosine--tRNA ligase, mitochondrial. Lineage: Eukaryota; Fungi; Ascomycota; Eurotiomycetes; Chaetothyriales; Cyphellophoraceae. The record is from RefSeq and is a predicted model, not a curated record. Gene Ontology annotation, biological process: tyrosyl-tRNA aminoacylation. Gene Ontology annotation, cellular component: cytosol; mitochondrion. Gene Ontology annotation, molecular function: ATP binding; tyrosine-tRNA ligase activity; RNA binding. Bases 1 to 1863 code for a protein of 620 amino acids. The transcript has 3 exons.
AUGAAGGCAGCGGAGGCCGAUUGGCAGAAGCGUCGCAAGGAUAUCAAAAAUGGCCUGAAGAAAAGUGUCGUCGAUGUCUUGGAGGAACGGGGACUCUUGCAUCAGAUCGUUGGUACGCGUGAAGAUCUGAAGAAGCUACUCGACUCCCGCCGGGUGGGUGUCUACUGCGGUGUCGACCCGACUGCCCCCAGUCUACAUGUCGGCCACAUGAUCCCGUUUAUGGCACUCUCCUGGAUGUAUGUCCACGGCUACAGCGUAACUUUUCUUCUCGGAGGCGCGACUGGCAGGAUCGGAGACCCAGAAGGUAGGCUUAGCGCUCGACCCACCAUGGGGAAGCUCGAGCAUAGUGCAAAUGUUGCGAUCAUGCACACACAGCUCAAGCGGUUUGGGGAGCUGAUGGAACGCUAUGCGGGGCGGAGGGGUUGGACGCACGAGUGGGCAUGGCGAAGAUCUCUGGUCAAUAACUCGCGCUGGUACGAGAAGUUGACCUGGCGCGAGAUGCUGAUCACAAUGGGACGGUAUGUCCGCAUAGGUCCCAUGCUUGGACGGGAUAGUGUCAAGAACCGACUCGAACACGGUGACGGCAUGAGCUUUGCUGAAUUUGCCUAUCCACUUAUGCAAGGAUGGGACUGGUGGCAGAUGUUCAAGACCGGUACGCAGGUCCAGAUUGGUGGUGCAGAUCAAUUCGGCAACAUUCUUCAGGGCGCGGAAGCGGUCAAAUUGACGGCGAAGAAAGAUGUCCCUUGGAUGGAGAAGAUGGAUAAGCUGUUCAAAGAGGAACCAGAGCGCAAUCAGGAUGACGUGACGGAGUGGCCCAUGGGAUUUACAACGCCGCUGUUGACCACAACGAGUGGUGAGAAAUUCGGCAAGAGCGCAGGUAACGCUGUUUGGCUCAAUGAAGACAUGACGAGUCAUUUUGACCUCUAUCAGUUCUGGCUUCGUACAGCAGACGCCGACGUCGAAAAGUAUCUGAAGAUGUUCACCUUCCUGCCGAUCCCAGAGAUCGAAGCUGUCAUGGUCGAACACCGGCAGAACGAGUCGAAACGAGUUGCACAACACAAACUUGCCAAGGAAUUUGUCGAGUUGAUCCAUGGUCUUGAAGCGUCCCAGGUUGCAGAAAGUCAACAUCGAAACUUAUUCAACAAGAACAUGACGAUGGCCCAGCUGGUAGAGCAGUCUGAGCAGAGACAAGCGAAGAUCGAGCCGCACCCAUCGGUGAGCACAAAUGGGCCACCUCAAGAUAUUGAGAAGUACGGAAGGACAAAGAUGGUGCUCCCACGGUCUGCGGUCAUUGGCCGGCCAAUGUCGAACGUCCUUUGGUCAGCAGGUUUCGCUCAAUCCAAGAGCGAGGCUCAGCGCUUGAUCAAUGCAAAAGGCGCAUAUAUUGCAGGCCGCAAAGAAGCCAAAGGUGAGGAGACUGGUCCUGGCGACUCUCUGGCGUACGUCCCGAUCACAAGCCCGCUCUACGACGCGUGGAAGCAUUUCGUGAUUGACGAGCGUCUCUUCGUACUGCGAAGUGGCAAAUGGCGGAUCAAGGUCAUCGAGAUCAUACCGGAUGCCGAAUUCAUCGCACGGGGCCUGAAAUGCCCAGGAUUCGACGGUACAGCAGCAGCACUUAAAGACGAGCAGGCACAUCUAUCUCCAGCGAAUCCGAAAGAUGAUCAACGCAGACGCAGCACAGAUCUGACCAGCAUUGAGCGGACACCAGACCAGGAAGGGUGGACUGGUGUCGGAUCUCCAGGAACAGGCGGUAGGAAACGUCAAAAAGUUGAACAGUUCUUGCGAGACACGGGCAAGUUGCCAGUACGCCUGAAGCUGCGAUCAAGGCGCUGGGGGAGCCCGGGAGAGGACGAUCGGGCGUGA